Messenger RNA from Gopherus evgoodei (Goodes thornscrub tortoise), 745 nucleotides. It is a transcript of the gene ATP6V1F, whose product is annotated as ATPase H+ transporting V1 subunit F. Gene Ontology annotation, molecular function: proton-transporting ATPase activity, rotational mechanism. The transcript is spliced from 2 exons. The coding region runs from base 51 to 410 and encodes 119 amino acids. Lineage: Eukaryota; Metazoa; Chordata; Testudines; Testudinidae. Gene Ontology annotation, cellular component: proton-transporting V-type ATPase, V1 domain; membrane. The record is from RefSeq and is a predicted model, not a curated record. Gene Ontology annotation, biological process: proton transmembrane transport.
AUGCGCCGGGGGUCUAAGCGGCGCCCGGCAGCCGGCGGCGGAGCAGCGCCAUGGCCGGGCGGGGGAAGCUGAUCGCGGUGCUGGGGGACGAGGACACGGUGACGGGCUUCCUGCUGGGCGGCGUGGGCGAGCUCAACAAGCACCGCAAGCCCAACUUCCUGGUGGUGGAGAAGGACACGAGCCUGACCGAGAUCGAGGAGACCUUCCGGAGCUUCCUGGCCCGCGAGGACAUCGGCAUCAUCCUGAUCAACCAGUUCAUCGCGGAGCUGAUCCGGCACGUGCUGGACGGGCACACCCGCUCGCUGCCCGCCGUGCUGGAGAUCCCCUCCAAGGAGCACCCCUAUGACGCCGCCAGGGACUCCAUCCUGCGCCGCGCCCGGGGCAUGUUCACCGCCGAGGACCUGCGCUAGGGGCCGCGCUGCCUGCACUGCCCAGCCGCCCGGCUCCCUCCCUCCUCAGCCCACCUGUCCCCGGGGGAGUGGCUGCUGCUGCAGUAGUUCUGGGUGAUGAAAAGCAUCUGCCUCCCUCCUCUACCCCCCCCCCAGUGAACUGUGGCCAGGCCCAGCCUGGCUCCCCGGCGGGGGGUCAAAGAGGGUGCCAGAGCUGGCCCGUGCCCUUUGCUUGGCCGCACCCCUCUUGUUUCCCAGGGCCUCGGCUCCCCCUGCCCUCCGUGUGCUGCCGGCUCCGUCUCGUCUAUGUUCCUGUGAUGGUUGAGCUGUUACAUUAAAGCAGAGAAGCCCCCCUG